Molecule: messenger RNA, 3156 nt
Organism: Dermochelys coriacea (leatherback sea turtle)
Lineage: Eukaryota; Metazoa; Chordata; Testudines; Dermochelyidae
Gene: JAZF1
Product: JAZF zinc finger 1
Exons: 5
Coding region: 318-1049 (243 amino acids)
Cellular component (GO): nucleus
Source: RefSeq, a predicted model, not a curated record
GAUCCUGCGGCUGCUGGAGGAGGCGGUGGCUGCUGGGGUAGCACAGCUGUUACAGUGCAGCACUGGUCCCUCCUCCCAGCUGCGGCUGCCUCAUCUCUCCCCCCCCCCCCCCCGCCCCGUCCCGUCCCUCCCCUCCGCCGCUCCCGACGCUGCUGCUGCUGCUGCUGCCGCCGCGGCCACCUCCUCCUCCUCCUCCCCACCCCCUCUCUCUCUCUCUCCAUCUCUCUGUCCCGUUCCCCCUUUCCCCCGCCUCUCUCCGCCCUGCCGCCGGCGGCCCUGGCAGAGCAGGCACUGCAGGGGGAUCUCAAUGUAACACCAUGACAGGCAUCGCCGCCGCCUCCUUCUUCUCCAAUACCUGCAGGUUCGGGGGCUGCGGGCUCCACUUCCCAAGCCUGGCUGAGCUCAUCGAGCACAUUGAGGACAACCACAUCGAUACAGACCCACGUGUGUUAGAGAAACAAGAACUACAACAGCCAACAUAUGUUGCUCUAAGUUACAUUAACAGAUUUAUGACUGAUGCAGCUCGCCGUGAGCAGGAAUCCUUGAAGAAAAAGAUUCAACCUAAACUCUCUUUGACUUUGUCAAGCUCAGUGUCCCGUGGGAAUGUAUCUACUCCACCCCGCCACAGCAGUGGAAGCCUUACUCCGCCAGUCACCCCCCCAAUCACUCCCUCCUCCUCAUUUCGUAGUAGUACACCAACAGGUAGCGAAUAUGAUGAGGAAGAAGUAGACUAUGAAGAAUCAGACAGUGACGAGUCCUGGACCACAGAAAGCGCCAUCAGCUCAGAAGCUAUCCUCAGUUCAAUGUGUAUGAAUGGAGGGGAUGAGAAGCCUUUUGCCUGUCCUGUUCCUGGAUGUAAAAAAAGAUAUAAGAAUGUGAACGGUAUAAAGUACCAUGCCAAGAAUGGCCACAGAACACAGAUUCGUGUACGCAAACCAUUCAAAUGCCGUUGUGGAAAAAGUUACAAGACAGCUCAGGGCUUGCGGCACCACACAAUCAAUUUCCAUCCCCCAGUGUCUGCUGAGAUUAUCAGGAAGAUGCAGCAAUAACAUGCUGGUCACAAAUGUGCCAAGAAAUCCUCACCAGCAGUUGCUGAUUUUGAAAACAGCCACCUUUUUCAGGGGAAGCAUUCAGCAACCCUUUAAAAAAAAAUGAAAUGCAUGCUUUAAAUUUUUCUGUAAUUUUGGAAUGAUGUAUCUUUGUAGAGUUAAUGAUUUUGUACAUUUGCACUUGUAAUCAUCAUACCCAUUUUCAUUACUUUGAUAUAAGGUGCUAAAAAAGCUAUAGGUUCUUCAGAACACUUUCCCCAAAACAAAAAUUAGGGGGUGUUGCAUAUUUAGUUGUACUGCAGUGUUAAAUAGGGGUGUGGAGAGGAAAGCUUGGCACUGACAUCAUUUCAAGAUUGUAAUGUGGUUGAAAAUUUUCAACGCAUCCGUUUGUGUGUGUGUGUAAAACCAAAACAAUACCACCAUUGUCAAACUGGUUAACAUGCCUUACAUACUGGAGUUAUCAAUGGUGUAGCAAGUCUUUAGGUAUUGGAAAUAUAAAUAAGAAAGAAUGUUUAACAUAAUAUGCUAAAAAUAUUUUCAUACUUAAAUAACAUACAUAAAAAGGUGUGCUUGCUGUAUUUUAUAUUAUCUUGCAAAUUCUUUUUUCCCUUUUGAAAUGCUGAAAAUCUUGCCAUUUGAACUAGUAAACAAUCACCUUUAGUGUUAGGAUUAUUAUUGUUUUUAUACAAGAUGAUGUAUUAAGUUCAUGCCCAUCAAACUUUUGAGGACCAAGAUCCCAGGCCAACUAAAUAUUUUCUCCUGAAAUCUACUGUUAGAAAGACGCUUCGAAAUACUUAAGUGCAAAUUUGUGUGUGAGAGAGAAACAAUUAUAUCUUCAUCUCAGAUGAAGUUUUAAAGCACUUUGUAGUUCUCUGUUGCCAACAGAUUUAAUGUUUUAUGCGUUGCCAAUUUUUGCAACUACAGUACUAACUUAUGCCUGUGAUUGCAAAUAAAAAUUAAAAAUUCUAAGCUUUGUUUAAGGAGGUAUGUUAUUUGUGUUACAGAAAUUUCUAGUGACCCUCCUUCACGUUCAUUAUAUUUUGAAAUUUUCUUUGUAUAUUUUUUGCCUCUUAUUGUAAAUCACUCCAUUCCAGUUGGAAAUAUCUGUUUAGCUUUACAAAUCACUUUGCUGAAAUAUGACAUGAGCCUUACUGAAGAUGAAGUGCUUCUUGCAGCCAGUGUCAAAGAUUGACUUGAAACAAGAGCCAUUGUAAAAAGACUUGUCUGGACCAUACCUGAACAUAUAUUGCUUACAAUACCAUAAUGCCUUGAGCAUUCUUCUCUCACAAGUGCUAUUCUUUGAAGCUUAGAUUAAAAAAAACCUAUAAAAAUUCAGACCUAUUUCCCAUGAAAACAAAUUAAGCGUUUUGAAAUGUAGUAACUUUCCUCUCUCCCUGUAUUUUGCAUGAAAGUUCAGACAAAUGAGAAACAGACCUCCAUUUUUCUAAAACAUUAAAAAUGAACUUUGAAAAGAUGACAAUUUUCUGUUAACCUACUACUGAAUCCCUCAUAAUGAGGUUUUAAAGAAGCAUUUGCAAAAUCCCCAUUUAAACAAAUCAUUGCCUCAAAGCCUGAAGAGGAGAUAGUGUUGUCCGUUCAGUUUAAAUGAUCCAGACAUGAGAAUCAACUUGUUGCUGUAUUAAAGAUCUCAUUUGGCUACUUCCUAACUUCUGAACUGUUUUGGCAGCAGAUCGGGACAGCAAGUAUCAUUGGCUCUGCUCUAGUGCAAGAAACUAUAGGCUGGUUAAGUUAGUUUAACAGCUAAACAGUCAUAAAAAGUCACUGCAUGUAAAUUCCUUUCAACUAUGAAAAUGAAAUUCCAGUUUCUAUUUACCUAUUCAUUGUGACAGUAUUAUUAAACAGGUAAAGAUGGGACUAUUUUGUUAUACUGUGUAUAGUGAAUGUAUUGUACUGUGUCUGUGAAAAGUGUGCUUUAAAUUAUAUUUUCAUAUGUUUUGUUGGGGACAAAGUACAUUAAGUUUGAAAGUGACAGAGGUUUGUUUUAGAACUGAAGGCAACUUAAUGAAUCGAAAUUCCUGUCAAGAAAGCUGCUUAUAAAUGUAAAUCAAAUCACAUUUAAAAUAAACUGCCUCUGACCCAAAACAAA